This is a messenger RNA of Durio zibethinus, 1663 nucleotides long. RefSeq names its product sugar transport protein 10-like. Gene Ontology annotation, biological process: monosaccharide transmembrane transport. The record is from RefSeq and is a predicted model, not a curated record. Gene Ontology annotation, molecular function: monosaccharide transmembrane transporter activity. Gene Ontology annotation, cellular component: membrane. Lineage: Eukaryota; Viridiplantae; Streptophyta; Magnoliopsida; Malvales; Malvaceae.
AUGAUUUGAGGAUUGUUCAUGAGGAUCAUUUGGGAUUAGAGACAAUCAACAUUCAAUAAGAGGAGUACUAAAACACACAAGUGAGUUUCUCAUCAAAAUUUGAAAAAGAAUGGCUGGGGGAAGUUUUGCUGCUUACGGCCGGAGAAAAAUCUACGAAGAUCGUGUCACUACCUUUGCGGUGAUCACUUGUAUAGUUGCUGCAAUGGGAGGUCUCCUCAUGGGAUAUGAUAUUGGAAUUUCAGGAGGCUUGACCUCAAUGGAAUCAUUUCUGAAGAAGUUUUUCCCAUCAGUUUUAGAAAAGAAGAAACGUGCGGCUGCUCAUGAAAGCGAGUACUGCAAAUUCGAUAGCCAGCUACUAACAUUAUUCAACUCUUCGAUCUACCUUGCCGCUUUGAUAUCCUCCGUUUUUGCUUCUGUGGUGACAAUAAUCUUUGGUCGAAAAGCUUCCAUGGUUAUUGGAGGCAUUGCUUUUCUUAUUGGCUCCAUCGUUAAUGGUAUUGCCAUGAAUAUGAUAAUGUUAAUCAUUGGCCGCUUGAUGCUUGGUGUGGGUGUUGGAUUUGUGAACCAGUCUGUUCCGGUUUAUAUAUCAGAAAUGGCACCAGCUAAGAUUAGAGGAGCUUUGAACGCUGGUUUCCAAAUGGCCGCUACCAUUGGGAUUCUAACAGCUUCUUUUAUCAACUAUGGGGCAUGGGAGAUAGAGGGUGGAUGGGGAUGGAGAAUUUCUUUAGCUCUUGAAAGCGUUCCUGCGAUAAUGGUGGCUAUCGGAGCUGUCUUAUUACCGGACACUCCCACUUCCAUGAUUGAGAGAGGCUACAUUAAACAGGCAAAACUAAUGUUACAAAGGAUUCGUGGCACUCAGGAUGUCAAUGAUGAAUUCAAUGACCUCGUUGAGGCAAGCGAAGCUGCAAAAAAAGUUGAAGUACACCCUUGGAGGAGCAUCCUCGAGCCAAGACAUAGGCCUUAUCUCGUCAUUUGCACUCUCGUCCCGUUCUUCCAGCAGCUCACUGGCAUCAAUGUUGUCGUAUUUUAUGCGCCUGUUCUCUUCAAGACUUUAGGCUUAGGUCACUUCGCCUUACUUAUGACUGCGGUUAUAUGUGGUUUAGUGAAUAUGCUUGCCACGAUUGUUGCCAUCUACUCAGUUGACACGACGGGAAGAAGGAUUUUAUUCCUUGAAGGCGGCGUGCAAAUGUUUCUUUGCCAGAUUGUGUACGGAACCACGAUAGCCUUGCAGGUUGGGACCAAUAGUGAGGGGACCUUAUCAAAAACCGCGGCCAAUCUUCUGUUGUUGCUAAUCUGCUUGUACGUAGCAGGAUUUGCGUGGUCUUGGGGGCCAAUGGCAUGGUUGAUACCGAGUGAGAUUUGCCCUCUAGAGAUCCGAUCAGCUGGACAAGCAAUUAAUGUCUCAGUUAACAUGCUCUUCACCUUCAUAGUUGCUCAUGUCUUCCUCUCCAUGCUUUGUCACACGAAGUUUGUUCUCUUCUUCAUCUUCGCCGGCUUUGUUUUGACAAUGACCAUUUUCAUUGCCUUGUUUUUGCCUGAGACAAAGAACGUCCCCAUUGAAAUGAUGAACACAGUCUUGAAGGCACAUUGGUUCUGGGGAAAGUACAUCCCAGAUGAAGACGUCAUCGGCAACCCAUCUUCCAGAGGCAAGGCUGUUUCGUAA